Merops nubicus (carmine bee-eater) is the source of this 1557-nucleotide messenger RNA. RefSeq names its product protein phosphatase 2, regulatory subunit B'', gamma (gene PPP2R3C). The annotation marks the transcript as partial. The transcript has 12 exons. Gene Ontology annotation, biological process: positive regulation of B cell differentiation; T cell homeostasis; microtubule cytoskeleton organization. The record is from RefSeq and is a predicted model, not a curated record. Gene Ontology annotation, cellular component: centrosome; spindle. Lineage: Eukaryota; Metazoa; Chordata; Aves; Coraciiformes; Meropidae.
CCAAAAAGACGGAACAAGAGCUAAAAGAUGAAGAAAUGGAGCUAUUCACAAAAUAUUACAUGGAAUGGAAAGGAGGAAGAAAAAGUGGCAAUACGUCAUACAUGAACAUACCACGAUUCUACUAUAGGCUGCCAGCUGAAGAUGAAAUCUUGCUUCAGAAAUUGAGAGAAGAAUCUAGAGCAGUCUUUCUGCAAAGAAAAAGUAGAGAGCUGUUGGACAAUGAAGAGCUGCAGAAUCUCUGGUUUCUGCUGGACAAACAUCAGACAUCGCCAAUGAUUGGGGAAGAAGCAAUGAUCAACUAUGAGAACUUUCUGAAAGUUGGGGAAAAAGCUGGACCUAAAUGCAAGCAGUUCUUCACAGCCAAGAUCUUUGCUAAAUUACUCCAUAAUGAUCCUUAUGGGAGGGUAUCUAUCAUGCAGUUUUUCAAUUAUGUCAUGCGAAAAGUAUGGCUUCAUCAGACAAGAAUAGGUCUCAGUUUAUAUGACGUGGCAGGACAGGGCUACCUCAGAGAGUCUGAUUUAGAAAACUAUAUUCUGGAACUCAUCCCUACUUUGCCACAACUGGAUGGUUUAGAAAAAUCUUUUUACUCCUUCUAUGUCUGCACAGCAGUUAGAAAGUUCUUCUUCUUUCUGGAUCCUCUCAGAACAGGGAGGAUAAAGAUACAGGAUAUUUUAGCUUGCAGCUUCCUGGAUGACUUACUGGAGUUAAGGGAUGAAGAACUUUCUAAAGAAAGUCAGGAAACAAAUUGGUUUUCUGCUCCUUCCGCAUUAAGAGUUUAUGGCCAGUAUUUAAACCUUGAUAAAGAUCACAAUGGCAUGCUCAGCAAAGAAGAACUGUCCCGGUAUGGAACAGGGACUCUGACCAAUAUAUUUUUGGAUCGUGUCUUUCAGGAAUGCUUAACUUAUGAUGGGGAAAUGGACUAUAAGACCUACCUGGACUUUGUGCUUGCAUUAGAAAACAGAAAGGAGCCUGCAGCUCUGCAAUAUAUUUUCAAACUACUUGAUAUAGAGAACAAAGGAUACCUGAAUGUCUUUUCCCUUAAUUAUUUCUUUAGGGCUAUUCAGGAACAAAUGAAAAUCCAUGGACAAGAACCAGUUUCUUUUCAGGAUGUCAAGGAUGAAAUCUUUGAUAUGGUGAAGCCUAAGGAUCCUUACAAAAUCUCCCUUCAAGACUUAAUCAAUAGCAGUCAAGGAGACACUGUUACCAGCAUUCUAAUUGAUCUGAAUGGGUUCUGGACAUACGAGAACAGAGAGGUCCUUGUGGCAAGUGACAAUGACAACACUGCUGAUGUUGAUGAUACGUGACUUUAAACAGGAGCAGACUGUAUCCCUAGAGAUAUCUCAAAGAUACUUCAAUCUGAUGCACCAACUGUUGGAGGCUGGAAACAUUCAUUACCUGAAUCAAUUCCUUUUCCCAUUUACUUCCCUGCCCUCCCUCUUAUAAUAUAAGAUGUAGUAUAUACAGAAAUUGCAGAACUGAUUUCUGAAUAAAAAAAAAGCAAGUGUUGUUUUAAGAAAUGGAAAUAACCCUUUUUUUAAUAAGUAUUUUUGGGCUUUU